AUGGCCGAAGCCAAUGUGAAACCUCAAUUCGGGGCGGAAUUGAAGGAUGCGUUCAAGCCCGUGAACUCAUGGGUGUCGAACGGGAUUGCGUGGCUGGACGACAUCCAACAAUUUUACCGUGAGAGAAGCGCCAUUGAGAGGGAAUAUGCAUCCAAACUGUCGGCACUAUGUAAGAAGUAUUCAGACCGCAAAGCAAAGAAAAUCAGCAACUUGAGUGUGGGAGACACACCUACCAUGACCCCCGGGUCGCUCGAGUCGGCAUCCUUGACGACAUGGUCUACACAACUAACCGCGGUGGAGUCGCACGCGGCUGUUCGUGAUAAAUUUGGCCUAGAACUUAUUUCUCAAGUUGCCGAACCUCUUCGAGUAUUAUCUGCUCGAUACGAAGAACUGCGUAAAAGCCACGUGGAAUACCAUGCCAAACUAGAGAAGGAACGGGAAUCAUCGCUUAGCGAUCUCAAGAAAGUCAAGAGUAAAUAUGAUGGGGUGUGCCAGGAGGUGGAGAAUCGUCGCAAGAAGAGCGAGUCUUCUUUUGAUUAUCACAAGACAAAGGCACAGAGUGCUUAUCAGCAGCAGCUCUUGGAAAUGAGCAAUUCCAAAAACACAUAUAUUAUUAGCAUCCAUGUGGCAAACAAGCUGAAAAAUCAGUUCUACCACGAAUACGUGCCCGAAGUACUCGAUAGUCUUGGGGAUUUAAAUGAAACCCGUGUUGAUAAAUUAAAUUCUUUCUGGUCACUUGCAGCGCAGCUGGAGAAGAAUGCAUUGACGCAGAGUACCGAGCAUAUGACACAUCUUGCAACCGAGAUUCCACGCAACAACCCUACGUUCGAUUCGCUCAUGUUUCUUCAACACAACGCCUCUCAAUCUCAGGAGCCGCCGAAUAUAGUGUUUGAGCCAAGCCCUGUGUGGCACGAUGAUGCCGAGAUGAUAACCGACGAGAACGCAAAGGUCUUUUUGCGUAACCUGCUAACGAAAAGUAAGAGCCAGGCUAGAGAGCUCAAAUCAGAAGUGGAUAAGCAAAAAAAAGAAGUUGAAAACGCCAGACGCAUUCGAGAAAACGUCAAGCAAGGAAAGGAUAAGCGUGACGAAGUUGAACUUGUUAAAGCGAUCUUCAACUUGCAGGAAAGGCUCCACGAGACUGAGCGCAGAAGACUGACUGCAGAGGUCGAGACUCUAACCAUUCUAGCCGUUGUUGGUGAUCUGUCGUUGGGAGCCCGAAAUCACAACUUUCGGUCUCAAACAUUCAAAAUUCCAACCAACUGUGAUCUUUGUGGCGAGAGGAUAUGGGGGUUGUCAGCAAAGGGAUUUGAUUGUGUUGAUUGCGGAUAUACAUGCCACAGCAAAUGUCAGAUGAAGGUUCCAGCAGAGUGUCCAGGCGAGCAGACAAAGGAGGAUAAGAAAAAACUGAAAGCGGAACGUCAAGAACAGGCACAAGCUGCGCCAUCUAUUCCAGAGCCCUCUCCAUCCAACGGAGCACCAGCAGAUAUGCCGGCCUUGAGCCGCAGAGACACUAUGAACUCAUUAAGUUCAGGCUACGCACAUAGUGUUCAUCGAUCUGUCUCUGGCUCGAUUGCGUCUUCUAAACCCUCAGGCGAAGACCCCGCUGAACCUAGCAUCUCUGCCCCUAAACCGUCCACAUCGACAACCACAAAACGCCAUAGGGUCCUCGCUCCACCCCCUUCGCAAUACGUCAGUGGGCCUCCGCCAGCUGUUGGGUUAACACCCAAGACCAGCGAGCCAAAGGGCAAGAUGCUCUAUCCGUAUCAAGCUAGCGGCGAUGGCGAAGUAACGGUUAAUGAAGGACAGGAUAUUACCGUUUUAGAACCAGAUGGUCCUCAUGAAGGACUUGUGCCGGCUGCAUAUGCGGAGAUUACACCCACGCCAUCUCCAGUAAUAGACGAGCGACCUGCAUCAACCUAUUCUAACUCAUCAACAUCCCUGGCAGGUAGUACUGCCGCGAAGAAAGUCGGACCGGCAGUUGCACCACGACGUGGGGCGAAAAAGUUGAAAUACGUUGAGGCAAUGUAUGAUUAUGAAGCACGCUCAGACGCUGAAUGGACCAUGGCUGAGGGCGAUCGCUUUGUCUUGGUCAGCAAGGAUAGUGGAGAUGGCUGGGCAGAAGUCGAGAAAGGGGGCCAGGUGAAGAGUGUUCCAGCGAACUACAUACAAGAGGUUUGA
Talaromyces atroroseus is the source of this 2178-nucleotide messenger RNA. RefSeq lists its product as hypothetical. Gene Ontology annotation, molecular function: protein binding. The record is from RefSeq and is a predicted model, not a curated record. Bases 1 to 2178 code for a protein of 725 amino acids. Gene Ontology annotation, biological process: regulation of actin filament polymerization. Lineage: Eukaryota; Fungi; Ascomycota; Eurotiomycetes; Eurotiales; Trichocomaceae. The transcript is spliced from 6 exons.